Molecule: messenger RNA, 1388 nt
Organism: Effrenium voratum
Lineage: Eukaryota; Dinophyceae; Suessiales; Symbiodiniaceae
Source: the annotation of a GenBank genome assembly
UAUUGCCACCAGCCUCGGGGUGGAAGCCGAACCUUGCCCUCGCCAUGCGGCCGCUGCUGCGCCUGCUGCGGCUCCUCGAAGGCUGGCCCAACGCGGCGCUGCUGGGCCGGCCCCUGCGGAGGUUCCACCCCAAGCUGGGCCGCACAGUGAAGAUCCCGCGAGGAGAGCACCCCUUCGCCGACGAGGCGCUCUACGAGCUGUCGGGUCAGCGCACGGAGUACGCGCACCCGGCGCUCCGCGCAGCGGCAGUGGGUCGGAAACUGCUGCGCCGCGUGCAAGCUGGACUCGCACACGAGGCGGAUAUCGAAGAGCUGAUCAGGCGGCUGGAGGCGAACCUCGAGUUCACCAGCCGCCUGGCCCGCGCCAGUGGGGCGCCAGCGACUGAGGAGUUUGCGCGGGGAUACCGGAACGCCCACCUGGAGACUGCCAAGGUGGGCAGCAUUCUGCUGGCCCAUCCCUUGUCCUGCAUCUUCCAGCGUGAGCUGGACCGAGCGGUGAUCCUGCUGGAUGGCAUGCACCCCUCUGGCCUUCACCUGCGGGGGACUGUGGUGAACAAGCCGGACCUCACACUGCAGGAGGCCUUAGCCUCCUGGCCACCCUCCGAGCGCGAGCGCCUUGAGGAGGAUGGCUUAGGCCCGCUGCUGGGGUGCCGCCUCUUCCUCGGAGGGGACCUGGUGCCGCCUUUGCCCAAGUUCCGGGACCGGCUGCAGUGGCACCACGCGCUGCCGGAGGUGCCGGGCAGCCGCCAAAAAGCACCCGGCCUGUGGACGGGCGGGGACAUGCGGGUGGCUGCGAAGAUGGUGGAGGAGGGCAGCAAGCCCAUUUGGGCGGUAAGGCCGGUCUUGGGCUACUCGGGCUGGCAGUCGGAACAGCUGGAGCUGGAGCUCGAGCGGGGCGUCUGGGCCCAGCUCCGGGCCUCCCAGGAGGCAGAGGCGUUGCUCACAGAGGAGCCGGCCAGCCUUUGGAAGCGGCUAGCGCUCGGGGUGGGGCUCAGGUCCUUCGCGGACUUCCCGCGGGGCGUGGUCGACCCGCUGAUCCAGCGGCGCGUGGAGGAGAACUCGCAGAAACAGGUAAAGGACAUUGUGGCUGCAUACGCAAGCCAGCAAAAGAAGUGCUGCAUGCUGGGGCAGGGCCGAGCCAGCUCUGGCUUCGCCCACACAGCCUUCUACGACUGCCUGGCGCCUUUGGUGCUUGAGAAGCUGCCGGAGAUCCAUCCCAUCAGUUGCGUCUACCUCAUGUGGAGCUUCAGCAAGCCUUUGAUCAUGUGCACUGCCUGGGGCCCCAUUGCUGCGGAAGCCACAGGAACGCCUGUGCAGGAGCUCUUCGACGCCGUGGCCACGCGCGUCAUUCCCGAGGCCGGCCAUGUCACGUCCAGUUGGGAUGGGUGA